AUGGCGUUGAGGGCAUUGGUCGUGGGUGGUACUAGCGGCGUGGGCUUCGGUAUUGCCUGCCGCCUAGCGUCCGAAAACAGCGCCUCAAUGGUGACGAUUGGCGGCCGCACCAAGCCGCAAAACAUCCCUCACCCCAACAUUGAUUUCCGUCCUCUGGACGCGACCUCGAUGAAGCAGAUCAAGCAGUACACCGACGCCUUCAAAUCCUCCCUCCAAUCUCAGAGCCAGACGCUCGACCUCCUCGUCAUGUCCCAGGGCACCAUGACCAUGGCAGGACGGACGGAAACUCCCGAAGGCAUCGACAGCAAGAUGGCGCUCCACUAUUACGGAAAGCAGCUACUGAUCCGCGAACUCCUCCCCGCCAUGAGCGACGAUGCCAAGGUGGUCAUCGUGUACGACGCCGUGUACGGCAACCCGGACAAGAUGGUCUGGGAGGACCUGGGGCUGAAGACGCACUUCAGCCUCUCCAACGCGGCGAACCACUGCAUGGUCAUGAACGAUGCCAUGGUCCAGUAUUUCGCGGCGCGGCAGAAGGGCGACGGAGCGGAGGAGGGCGCCCGCCGGCACUUUGUUCACGCGUGGCCCGGCGGUGUCAACACGGGCCUUUGGAGGGACUUGCCCAUCUACAUGAAGCCUGUCGGCUGGGCGGCCCUGCAGGUUUUCGGCGUCUCUCCGGAAAAGUGCGCGACUCGUCUGCUUGCGGGAACGACGCGCGCGCGGCUGCGGGGCUGA
Molecule: messenger RNA, 732 nt
Organism: Parascedosporium putredinis
Lineage: Eukaryota; Fungi; Ascomycota; Sordariomycetes; Microascales; Microascaceae
Source: the annotation of a GenBank genome assembly